CCUACGCGUAACACCACCAACUACCGUCACUCCUUUCACCACUCCACAUCACCCAUUCCGCCCACUAGGCCGAAAGCCUUCUCACGCCCACAAUGGCAAAGAACAACAAGUACUCCGUCCUCCUUCCCACCUACAACGAGCGCCGCAACCUCCCCAUCAUCGUCUGGCUCCUCCAACGCAUGUUCACCGAGAACAAGCUCGACUGGGAAAUCCUCAUCAUCGACGACGGCUCCCCCGACGGCACGCAAACAAUCGCCAAACAGCUCAUCAAAGCCUACGGCGCGAACCGCAUCAAACUGCACACCCGCAGCGGCAAGCUCGGCCUCGGCACGGCCUACGUGCACGGCCUGCAGUUCGCCACGGGCAACUUCGUCAUCAUCAUGGACGCCGACUUUUCGCACCACCCGAAAUUCAUCCCUUUGAUGAUCGCCAAGCAGGCGGAGCGAGGAGGAGGAGCGGGGGGUUACGAUAUUGUGACGGGGACGCGGUACGCGGGGGAUGGAGGCGUGUAUGGGUGGGAUUUGAAGAGGAAGCUGGUGUCACGUGGGGCGAAUCUGUUUGCUGAUACGGUGUUGCAGCCGGGGGUGUCGGAUUUGACGGGCUCGUUUCGGUUGUAUAAGAAGGCGGUGCUGGAUGAUGUUAUUCACAGCACGGAGAGCAAGGGGUACAGCUUUCAGAUGGAGAUGAUGGUGCGUGCCAAGGCGAAGGGAUACAGCGUCGCGGAGGUGCCCAUCAGCUUUGUUGAUCGGGUUUAUGGCGACAGCAAGCUUGGAGGCGACGAGAUAGUAAACUACGCGAAGGGGGUGUUGGGACUCUGGUUGAAGGUGUGAUGUGUUUCGGGGGCAUGGAAAGCGUUGGCGUUGGAGGAGAGUUAAGCCAUGCAUUUUCGCGAGGAUAUUGACAUUUGCAAAGCUUUGGUAGAUGGAACAAUGGCAUUCGCAAGCACUCUUCA
Neohortaea acidophila is the source of this 952-nucleotide messenger RNA. RefSeq names its product mannose phospho-dolichol synthase. The transcript is spliced from 2 exons. Lineage: Eukaryota; Fungi; Ascomycota; Dothideomycetes; Mycosphaerellales; Teratosphaeriaceae. The record is from RefSeq and is a predicted model, not a curated record. Gene Ontology annotation, molecular function: dolichyl-phosphate beta-D-mannosyltransferase activity. Bases 93 to 830 code for a protein of 245 amino acids. Gene Ontology annotation, biological process: GPI anchor biosynthetic process; protein O-linked glycosylation via mannose. Gene Ontology annotation, cellular component: endoplasmic reticulum membrane.